This is a messenger RNA of Callorhinus ursinus (northern fur seal), 930 nucleotides long. Lineage: Eukaryota; Metazoa; Chordata; Mammalia; Carnivora; Otariidae. The record is from RefSeq and is a predicted model, not a curated record.
AUGGAGCCCCAAAGGCUGCUUCUGCUGGGGGCGGCUGCCCUGGCUGCAUCUACUCUGGAGACAGCCGACCUGGUGGACCUCUGCGGGCAGACGUGGCAGAGGGCCGGCCUGCGGCUGCACUCGCACUCCGCCUCGCGCAGGUUCUACUUCGUGGCCCCAGACACCGACUGCGGGCUCUGGAUGCGGGCGGCGGCCGCCGGCGACAGGAUCCGCUUCCAGUUCCGCUUCUUCCUGGUGUACAGUUUGGCCGCGGCGGCCCGGGCGCCCCCAGUGUCCCCGGCGCCCAACGCCUCCUCCCCCGCGCCGGCCGACGGGUGCGCCCCCGGGUCCUACCUGCAGUUCUACGAGGGCCCGCCGGGGGCGCCGAGGCCCCUCGGCGCCCCUCUCUGCGGCCUGACCAUCCCCGCCCCGGUGGCGUCCUCCCGACCCUUCCUGCCCCGCGUGGACUUCGUGGGCGAAGAAGCCACCUCUUUCCGGCUGGGAGCCUGCGGUGCCUACUUCUGCUGUCAGAACGGCAGGUGCAUACCCCCGAGCCUGGUGUGCGAUCGCUGGGGCGUGGACAACUGUGGUGAUGGUAGUGACCAGGCUUCCUGGCCACCAGCCGACUGCAGAGGUCCCUCUCUGGUGCCCAGCCAGGCAGGGAGUAUGGAUGGCCCCACGUCCAAGCCCCCGAUGCUCUCCCCGGCUCUCAGGUCUGCAGGAACUCUCCAGAUGGCCGCCCAGAGGACCCCCCUCGCAGGCCGGGCCCCUGAACAGCAGGGCCCCCAGCUCCGAGGCGUGGCGCUGGUCUCCUCGCUGGUCCUGGCCUCUGCUGGCCUCCUCUGGUGCUACCGCUCGUCCCGCUGGCUGGCCUGGCGGGCUGCUCACCUGCCUGGCUUUGCCACCCCGUCCAGCCCCCUCUCGGGUUCCACCGAGUCAAGCCCCAGUUAG